AUGGGCAUAAAAGGUCUGUGGACGGUGUUAACACCUUACAGCGAAAAAAAGGCUUUACACGAAAUUAGAGGUGAAACUGUUGCUGUUGAUUUAUCAGGAUGGAUUUGCGACAGUCAGAAUGUCACGGAUUACCAUAUCCAACCAAAAUUAUACCUGAGGAACCUCUUCUUCAGAACUGUUUACCUGGUGUUAGCUGAUAUAAACCCAGUAUUUGUGCUGGAGGGUGACGCUCCAGAGUUGAAGAGGGACGUCAUGGCUGCCCGCAAUGCUAUUCAGUUCAGGGGAGCUGCUCCAAGAUCUGACACUGCAAUAGCAAAGAAAAAACCCGAUGUUGCUAGGAAGAGAUUCAAAAAUGUUCUUAAAGAAUGUGAAUCCCUACUAAAGACUUUGGGUGUCCGCUGUGUGAAAGGCUCCGGAGAAGCUGAAGCAACAUGUGCGCAGUUAAAUGCCCAAGGUGUGGUUGAUGCUGUAGUUUCUCAAGACUCAGAUUGCUUUGCUUACGGCGCUCGGCGCGUGUAUCGUAACUUUAGCGUAUCUAACGCGGCCGGGGGCGGCGCGAUGCAGGGCUCCGUCGACUGUUACGAUGCUGACGCUAUGUUUAAGCAUAAUGGCUUCGGCCGCAACAAAAUGGUGGCGCUGGCUCUGCUCUGUGGGUGCGACUAUGGAGUUGGUGCGUGUGGUUCUUCAACGACCACUGUCGUAUCAUUCCUACACACUAUCCAGGAGAACGAUGUUGUACCUAGACUACUGUCUUGGGUGACGGAUCCCGAGCGCUAUGAAGAACAGACCCGUUGGCUGGCUGCGCCUGGCCGCUGCGAGCGAUGUGGUCACUUCGGCCGGCCGCACGGCAAGACUGGCUGCCCCGUGUGUGCCACGCAUCGAGGCUGUAAUGACACUGGACAUAAAACGAAGGUGACAGAAGUAAAGCGCGAACUGUCACUUCGUAACCGCGCCCUAACUUGCGGGGCUCCCUUCCCAGAGCCCAAAGUAAUGAAGGAGUUUAUGAAUAGGCCACCAGAUAAUAUAGACCUUAAUGCAUUGAAGAAUCCUACACCGAGUUUGAUACAAUUUAUUAAAUUAAUGACAUUUAAGUUGGACUGGUCAGAGCGAUACUGUGUGGAGAAGUUCUUACCAUUGCUUACGAAGUGGCAUCUACAAGACGACGUGCCUGGGAGGAGUCUCAAACCUAUACUGAUUAAGAAAAAGAGGAAUCCAAGAGGUGUGCCGAGUUUUGAUGUAGUGUGGUCUGACAUCAGUGGACUGUAUGAUGGACUUAUACCUGAUGAUCAGUUUGAAGAAGAUGAAGAUCCCUCCAUAGUAUGGACUACAACGGAAAGACAGGAUUUGAUGCGCAAAUAUUAUGCCGAUCUAGUUGAAGCAUACGAAGAGUCUAUCAAGAAACCUGUCAAAGAGAAGAAAACUAGAGGACGUAAAAAGAAAGAUGAUAAUGGAAACGCAAACCCUGACAAACCUAAGAGAAAAUAUAAUAGAAAACCUAAGAAUAUUGACCCUAUCGACAAUAUAAACACGUCUAUUCAGUCACUAGGCCUAAAAGAUACGGGCCCUAAUACAAGUGCAUUGAAUGUCAGUGUUAAAGUUAAUAAACUAAAGAGGAAAAUUAAAACGAAUACAAAAAAAGGUCAGAAGACUUUAACUAGCUUCAUUGCGCACAAAAAGCGAAAGGCGAGCGAGAAACUAAUGCAAUCUCUUAGACACAGCUUUAGGAGUUUGUCCGUAUGUGACGACUAUGCAAUACCCGACGAUAAUGAUGCCAAGUUUGAUGAAUUCUUAAGCGAUAAUAAAGAAAAUAAACUUAGUGCUCAUUAUUUAUCUUUACUUAACAAGACUGGAGAAGAAAGUGACGGUGACUUAUCAGCCAUUAUAGAUGGGAUAGUUACUAGGUCACCCGAUGUCAAGACAGUGCCCAUUGACAAUAAAUUAGUUAGGCUAGUGUUCGAAAAAUAUUCUACGCCACAGAAAAUGAGUAUGCGAAAAUCAAUAUUAAAUCAAAUUCAGAAUAAUUGUUCCACGCCUAGAGAAAGUCCGGUUAGGAAGAAUAGUUUAAGAUUUAGUAAUAACAAUAAUUCUAUGAUCACCAAAGUGAAUACAAGUUAUUUCUUCGACAAGUUGACGGAAGAUGGCGAUGCGUUUGAAAUGUCUUUGGAACACAGAAGCGUUGUGCAGUUAGAUAGUACUGUUGAUUACAGUUUACCUGAGGUGUUUUUGUAA
Messenger RNA from Spodoptera littoralis (African cotton leafworm), 2229 nucleotides. The record is from the annotation of a GenBank genome assembly. Lineage: Eukaryota; Metazoa; Arthropoda; Insecta; Lepidoptera; Noctuidae.